Stomoxys calcitrans (stable fly) is the source of this 1683-nucleotide messenger RNA. RefSeq names its product ankyrin repeat and MYND domain-containing protein 2. The transcript has 2 exons. Gene Ontology annotation, molecular function: protein binding. The coding region runs from base 99 to 1319 and encodes 406 amino acids. The record is from RefSeq and is a predicted model, not a curated record. NCBI's taxonomy places the organism in Eukaryota, Metazoa, Arthropoda, Insecta, Diptera, Muscidae.
UAAUGUAGUAUUUAUUUUGUGGUGCUGAGCUGAAGGAAAGGAUUUUGUGAACAAUUUUUGCAGUUUUUAAAUAAAAUUACACAAACAGAAGCAACUACAUGAACUUGGAUAUGGCCGAGAACAGUAAAAUUCAAUUGGACGAGACGCAAAAGCAGAUAUUUGACAAAAUUGCCAAAAAUGAUAAGGAUGGCUUCAAGCAGCUGAUUGCCCAGGUUAAAGGAGGUGUCAACUUUAUAGAUGAAAAUGGAAUGACACCGCUGCAACAUGCUUGUUGCAAAGGCAACAAGGAGGCUGUGCAAAUAUUGCUGGAUAUGGGAGCCGAUAUAGACUACAGUCAACAUGGCGCCAAUUAUACACCUUUGCAUUUUGCCGCUCUUUCCGGCAACACAGAUAUUUGUUCCAUGCUACUCGAUGCUGGCAUCAAUCCGAACACUUUGAACAGUGUCAAUCGUACCGCCUCGCAAAUGGCCGCUUUUGUAGGCAAUCAUUCUUGCGUGGAAGCCAUAAAUAAUCAUAUUUCUAAAACACAGCUGGAGUACUACACAAAGCCGCAAGGUCUGCAGAAAGAGCCUCAUCUGCCACCAGCAGUGCUCGAUGUCUUCCAUAAGUUUGUUAUCGAUACAAAUUUGCAUCCCGUCCGCAUAGUUUUGAAUCUACAGAACCUCGGUCUUCUCAAGAAUUUGAACGGUUUGAAGAAAGCCCUUGAACUGAUGUGUGAAAAGGAAAUGAAAAAGUCCUGCGACAUUAAUGAGCUGAUGGCUUUCAAAUACCACUAUUUGGGUUGGAUAAUUUCAGAGCUUUUGCGUUGUGAGGAACAAUGCAAAGCUCAGCGUAAGGACAAGCCAUCGGCAACGGCCGAAGAACCCAACAAACAUGAUUUCGUGGAAAUGUUCAUAAAGCGAGUGCUGAAGGAGAACAAAUUGGGACAACUCGACUAUGUUGAGUUCACAAUACGCGAUUGUGUUCGAGAAUUCCCCUUCCGGGAGUGUACCAUCUUCCGCCAGGUGGUAUCCCAAUUGGCUGCCAAGGAUGCAGCACCUGCACUGUCAAUACUACGAGCUGCCAUCAAUGGCCAACGUGGCUUCGCCGACGAAACUUCCUAUUGCAGUUCCUGCGGCAAUGAAAAGCCCGACAAGAAGUGUUCCAAAUGCAAAGCAGUGCAAUAUUGCGAUCGUGAAUGUCAACGUCUGCACUGGUUCAUGCACAAAAAGACAUGCAACCGGCCCAUAUCCACCACAAUUGCAAAUGCAGCAACCCCAAAGGGCCCCAUCGAUGCGUCCGAGCUGCGCGAGGAAUUGGCCCGCAUGUCUGCCAGCUAAGUGGCAGGCGUUAGUCUACAUAUAUCCUAACGGGGAAAUUUGUGAAGAAUGCAGUGUGUGCGGGGGGACAAAUUGUGUAAUUUGAUGUGUGCAUUUUUUGACAUCGUAGUUUUCUUUUCCAUUUUUGGCAUAUAUAUUACUGAUUUUUAUAUAUUCCAACUGCUGAAAUUUGUUUCAUUAUCCCAGCUGAAGUUUUGGGUUCUGGCUCCUAUCGUCCCUCAUUUUUAGUAGUUAUAGUUCGAUUGCGCCAAUAAUUUUAUAAGUGUAUUAUUGUAUUCGCUCAAGCGGUGCAUAAUGAAUGCAGAAGAUUCCCUUUUUUUAAUAAAACAAAAAACGGACCAUGUUUUUUGAAUAUAAAUCCAUA